Molecule: messenger RNA, 2547 nt
Organism: Urocitellus parryii (Arctic ground squirrel)
Lineage: Eukaryota; Metazoa; Chordata; Mammalia; Rodentia; Sciuridae
Source: RefSeq, a predicted model, not a curated record
AGCGGCCGGUCUGCGCCUGUGCCUGGCGGGGGCGUGGCCUGGCCAGAGGCGUGGCCCGGGGCAGGAGGGGAGGAAGCGGGAGCGGAUCGUGUCGCGCGCAGGCGUUACUGGUCGCUCCGAGUCACGUGAGCGCGCAGGCGCAGCGCCGCGCAGCCCGCUCCCUCACACAAAGCCCAGACGCGGAGAAAAUGGCGGCAGGGGUCGAAGCGGCGGCAGAGGUGGCAGCGACGGAGCCCAAAAUGGAGGAAGAGAGCGGCGCGGCCGGCGUGCCGAGUGGCAACGGGGCUCCGGGCCCGAAGGGUGAAGGAGAACGACCUACUCAGAAUGAAAAGAGAAAGGAGAAAAACAUAAAAAGAGGAGGCAAUCGCUUUGAGCCAUAUGCCAAUCCAACUAAAAGAUACAGAGCCUUCAUCACAAACAUACCUUUUGAUGUAAAAUGGCAGUCACUUAAAGACCUGGUUAAAGAAAAAGGGAUGUGCCGUUGUUGAAUUCAAGAUGGAAGAGAGUAUGAAAAAAGCUGCUGAAGUUCUAAACAAGCAUAGUCUGAGUGGGAGACCACUGAAAGUCAAAGAAGAUCCUGAUGGUGAACAUGCCAGGAGAGCAAUGCAAAAGGUGAUGGCUACGACUGGUGGGAUGGGUAUGGGACCAGGUGGCCCAGGAAUGAUUAAUAUCCCACCCAGUAUCCUAAAUAAUCCUAACAUCCCAAAUGAGAUUAUCCAUGCAUUACAGGCUGGAAGACUUGGAAGCACAGUAUUUGUAGCAAAUCUGGAUUAUAAAGUUGGCUGGAAGAAACUGAAGGAAGUUUUUAGUAUGGCUGGUGUGGUGGUUCGAGCAGACAUUCUGGAGGAUAAAGAUGGGAAAAGUCGUGGAAUAGGCACUGUGACAUUUGAACAGUCCAUCGAAGCUGUGCAAGCUAUAUCUAUGUUUAACGGCCAACUGCUCUUUGAUAGACCAAUGCACGUCAAAAUGGAUGAAAGGGCCUUACCAAAGGGAGACUUUUUCCCUCCUGAACGUCCACAGCAACUUCCCCAUGGACUUGGUGGUAUUGGCAUGGGGUUAGGACCAGGAGGGCAGCCUAUUGAUGCCAAUCACCUGAACAAAGGCAUUGGAAUGGGAAACAUAGGGCCUGCAGGCAUGGAGGGACCCUUUGGUGGUGGUAUGGAAAACAUGGGGCGAUUUGGAUCUGGGAUGAACAUGGGCCGAAUAAAUGAAAUCCUAAGUAAUGCACUGAAGAGAGGAGAGAUCAUUGCAAAGCAGGGAGGAGGUGGAGGUGGAGGCAGCGUCCCUGGGAUCGAAAGGAUGGGCCCUGGCAUUGACCGCAUUGGGGGUGCUGGCAUGGAGCGCAUGGGCGCAGGCCUGGGCCAUGGCAUGGAUCGAGUGGGCUCCGAAAUCGAGCGCAUGGGCCUGGUCAUGGACCGCAUGGGCUCCGUUGAGCGCAUGGGCUCUGGCAUCGAGCGUAUGGGCCCACUGGGCCUCGACCACAUGGCCUCCAGCAUCGAGCGCAUGGGCCAGACCAUGGAGCGCAUUGGCUCUGGUGUCGAGCGCAUGGGUGCCGGCAUGGGUUUCGGCCUGGAGCGCAUGGCCGCGCCCAUCGACCGUGUGGGCCAAACAAUUGAGCGCAUGGGCUCUGGCGUAGAGCGAAUGGGCCCUGCCAUCGAGCGCAUGGGCCUGAGCAUGGAGCGCAUGGUGCCCGCAGGUAUGGGGGCCGGCCUGGAGCGCAUGGGCCCCGUGAUGGAUCGCAUGGCCACUGGCCUGGAGCGAAUGGGCGCCAACAACCUGGAGCGUAUGGGCCUGGAGCGCAUGGGAGCCAACAGUCUAGAGCGCAUGGGCCUGGAGAGAAUGGGCGCCAACAGUCUGGAGCGCAUGGGCCCAGCGAUGGGCCCGGCCCUGGGCGCUGGCAUUGAGCGCAUGGGCCUUGCCAUGGGUGGUGGCGGUGGUGCCAGCUUCGAUCGUGCCAUUGAGAUGGAACGUGGCAACUUUGGAGGAAGCUUCGCAGGUUCCUUUGGCGGAGCUGGAGGCCAUGCUCCUGGGGUGGCCAGAAAGGCCUGCCAGAUAUUUGUGAGAAAUCUCCCAUUUGAUUUUACAUGGAAGAUGCUAAAGGACAAAUUCAACGAAUGUGGCCACGUGCUGUACGCCGACAUCAAGAUGGAGAACGGGAAGUCCAAGGGGUGCGGUGUGGUUAAGUUUGAGUCGCCAGAGGUGGCUGAGAGAGCCUGCCGGAUGAUGAAUGGCAUGAAGCUGAGUGGCCGAGAGAUUGAUGUUCGAAUCGAUAGAAAUGCUUAAGCAGUUGCCUUUUUUAAACAUCAAUGCCAGACCUCUGAAUUUGUAUUUUUUCUUGUUAACCAUUUUAAUUUGUUGGCUGGAUGUAUAAAGAUGUUUAAAAAAUUCAGUUGCUUUUUGGGGUAAUUUGAAUUACUUUUUUAAUGACUGGGGUUCCAUUUGACUGUUUGCAUUGAGAUUGCAAUGUGCGCAAUUUUUUUUGUAGUUGUGGCAUCUUGUUGACAUCGAAUAUGACUUUGAUAAUAAAUACCAGUUCCUGAAAGUGGC